CAGCUAGCUAACAGCACUAGCCGGUGUAAAGCUAAGCUGGCUAGCUGAGAAGAUGGCAGCUUCGCUGGAAGACGAGUUUGAAGACGCCCCUGAUAUAGAGCCGCUGGAGCCCACGCUGAAGAACAUCAUCGAGCAGAAAUCUCUCAAAUGGAUUUUCGUGGGCGGGAAAGGUGGAGUUGGGAAAACGACCUGCAGCUGUAGUUUGGCAGUCCAGCUGGCUGCAGUGAGGGAGAGCGUUCUCAUCAUCUCCACAGAUCCGGCUCACAACAUCUCAGAUGCCUUCGACCAGAAGUUCUCCAAAGUGCCCACCAAAGUGAAGGGCUAUGACAACCUGUUCGCCAUGGAGAUCGACCCGAGCCUGGGUGUGGCAGAGCUGCCGGAUGAGUUCUUUGAGGAGGAUAACAUGUUGAGCAUGGGCAAGAAGAUGAUGCAGGAGGCCAUGAGUGCUUUCCCUGGCAUCGACGAGGCCAUGAGCUACGCUGAGGUCAUGAGGUUAGUGAAAGGGAUGAAUUUCUCAGUGGUCGUGUUUGACACAGCUCCCACAGGCCACACUCUGCGUUUACUCAACUUCCCCACUAUAGUGGAGCGCGGCCUAGGUCGCCUCAUGCAGAUCAAGAACCAGAUCAGCCCCUUCAUCUCCCAGAUGUGUAAUAUGUUGGGACUGGGAGAUAUGAAUGCAGACCAACUUGCCUCAAAACUGGAGGAGACCCUUCCUGUUAUCCGCUCAGUCAGUGAGCAGUUUAAGGACCCGGAGCAGACGACGUUCAUCUGCGUAUGCAUCGCAGAGUUCCUGUCUCUGUACGAGACGGAGCGGCUCAUCCAGGAGCUAGCCAAGUGCCGUAUCGACACACACAACAUCAUCGUCAACCAGCUCGUAUUCCCAGACGCAGAGAAGCCGUGCAAGAUGUGUGAGGCCAGACACAAGAUCCAGUCCAAAUACCUGGACCAGAUGGAGGACCUGUACGAGGAUUUCCAUAUAGUUAAACUGCCUCUGCUGCCUCAUGAGGUACGAGGAGCAGAUAAAGUCAACACGUUUUCCAAACUUCUCCUGGAGCCCUAUAACCCACCCAACAAGUGACUUAUCUCCUCUUAAACCCUCCCACCUUCCCUACAUACACACUCACACAUACACACUCACACACACACACACACACACACACAAACUCACAUACAUACACACUCACAUGUUCACCGUUCACUCACGCACUGCUCUCUGGUACAUUAACCUUCUCGGAAGCCACAGCUGCAUACACACAAAUCAUCGUUAUCACUAAUAUUAAUAAUACACAUAUUCUGCACGGCACUCUCAUACAAGAACGCAACCAUUUAUACUUCUGUCUCUCUCUCUAUCUUUUUGUCUUUUUCUUUCUUUUGUUUCUUUAAAUUUCUCUUCUUUUGCAUUUCUUACUUUCUUUAUUUUCAUUAUUUCAUUUUAAGACCCCAUUCAUGCCUGGUUAGUAAAAAUUGCAGGUGUAAAUGGGACGAGUGAAUCCCGGUAAUGUGAUCAAUCAAACCACUUUCAGAGGUGAUUGGACAUGCAUCUUAAAUCGUACCUGACAGCAAAGCCCCUCCCACACUAACCGUGUCACUACCCCAGCUGGAACAUUUAAAAUAACCGUGAUACCACACCGUCCACCCUCCACACAAGUAAGCUAAGCAUGCUACACUAACAAGCUAACAGAUAAAGCAAUACUCCUGAGAAACAGAUUCGAUUUGCCUGCAGUCUGAACACAGCUUAGGUGGAUUUCUGUCCUCUGGAUUUGGGUUAAGGACUAGUGGAGUCAUGCAGACGCGAGAGCUGAGUGCUGCACAGUAUGAAAAUGUGUUUGUUUGUAGCUGUGAUGGUUAUCUGGGUAAUAAAUCAGCUUAAACUGCACCUGUACAGCCGCUAAGCUCAAAUAUGAGGAGUAUGUGUGAUAGUUGGGUCAGAUUGAGACCAGAUUAUGUUCUCACCACAAAUGAACCUCUCCAGUGUUGGUUUGCGACCAAACCGAGACUGCAUCCUCUUGCGGGUCUCCUGAGCGUGAUUGCUGUUUUCACACCUGCCCAAACAAACCAGAUUCUGAAACGGCUCUAAGACUGCAGCGGAAAUGAUUACAGUGAGAAAUCAGAUCAUUAGGGCUCGCAAAAGACAUAUUUAAGAUAUAUUUAAGCUCUAAAAUGGCGUGAACAGGGUCUAAUAGGGCUGAGCAAUGUGGUAUAAAUAUUUUCAUCUUUUCACACAUAUACAGAUAAAAUGCAUUAAUAAAUAGUAUUAUAAUUACUUAAUUGUAAUUACUGAUUUUUUUUCAGAAUGUUCUGGACUUCAUCCAAUUUAACAGUUACACUAAUUACACUUUCUGUAAUGAAUUGUGUAGUAGUUGAUCAUUGAUAAAAAUCCACAGUAUACUUAAGAGAUUUGUAUAAUUUAUACUAAACAAUAAAUAAUAAUAAUUUCUUAUAUUCAUAUUCUUUAUUUAUUUAUGUUUUGUUCUUUCUUCUUUUUUUCCUAUUUUCACCCCCACAUCCUUUCUUUCCUCCCACAGAGAGACAGUAAUGCUCACAGUACCGGUAAUGCUACACUUAAUUCUGUGUUGUGUCAAAUUCAGCAUCCCCGCCAGGAAAAGCACCCACUCUUAGGGGAGUGCGCAAAAUAGUCAUGUCACCUGUAGCCUCUCCCGAGAGGGGGUGCUUUUCCUGGCGGGGGUGCUGAAUUCGGCACAACAACGGAUCAUAACUCUCAUUCUUUCAUUCUUCUCUGUUUAUUCAAGUCUCAUUGAUGGUUGUUCUAUAGUUUUAUGGUGACUUGUGAGUGUGUGCACACAAAUAAGAGCAUAAAAUAUCUUUUAAAGAUUGUGGAAACGUCCCCCUCUUGCCUCUGCCGUGUGUGUGUGUGUGAGUGUUUGUGCGAGUGUGUGUGAGUGUAAGAAUGUAAGUAUUUGCUGUACUGAUACUGAUGGGGCCCAGUCGUUUGAAUGCUAAUGUAAAUCUAAGCUGCGAAUCAGCCGCAGUUGUACAGCUCCAGCCUCAGACUAAAUGUAUCUUUAAUAUAUAUUAGUUAGAAGACCGAGCUUGCAGGCAGAUUGUGAAGAUUACCCGUAAGAUUUUUGUUCUGUUUUAACUUAAAUCAGGUAGGCAGCAUAUCCAUCUUCAUUUACUAUUAUUAGAUGUGUAUGAAUCUACGAUAGUGUAAAAAAUGUGAAUUGGACUGGAAAUCUUGAGAAUAUUGGGUUUUUUUGGUAUGCACCGCUGAAUUGUCAAAGCUAUAGUUCAUCAACAAGAAAAAAAUAUAUACAUUUCCUGCGUUUAUAUCAGCAUGCAGAUUGCCAUGUGAUAGGCUAUAAGCAUACAUUAGUUUUAGCUACACUCUAUGGAAGGAAAUAUUGGAGCACAACCCCUUAAUCAUUAAAUUCAUGUGUUUCAUUAAAUACCAUUGCCACAGGUGUAUAAAAUCAAGCCCCUAGCCAUGUAAUCUGCCUUCAAACCAGAAGGUUCCGAAGAUUGUCUGAGACACACUUUAAAACAGAAACAAAUCUGAUCGCUUAAACCACUUCAAGAGAGAGAGGUCUGAGAUGCGUUUAAACCAGAUAAAAAUUUGCUUAAUGAAACCAGUUUUAGGAGGUGGUCUGAGACUCAUUUGAAACAGAUACAAAUCCGAUUGCUCAAACCAUUUCAGCAAGUCGUCUGAGACGCAUUUGAUACAGAUACUAAUACAAUCGCUCAAACUGCUUCAGGAGGUGGUCUAAGACAAGUUUGAAACAGAGAUACAAAUCCGAUCAUUCAAUCCACUUCAGGAGAUGGUCUGAGAUGCGUUUAAACCAGAUAAAAAAUUGCUUAAUGAAAUCAGUUUUAGGAGGUGGUUUUAGGAGGAGACGCAUUUGAAACAAAUACAAUCAAUCAAACCAAUUUUAGGAGGUGGUCUAAGACACAUUUGAAGCAAAUACAAAUCCGAUCCCUCAAACCACUUCAGUAGGUUGUCUGAGACACAUUUAAAACAGAAACAGAUCCAAUCGAUCAAACCAAUUUUAGUAGGUUGUCUGAGACGCAUUAAUAACAGAUACAAAUCUGAUCACUCAAACCAAUUUUAGUAGGUGGUCUGAGACAAAUUUGAAACGGAAACCAGUCUGAUCACUCAAUCCACUUCAGUAGGUUGUCUGAGACGCAUUUAAACCAGAUACAAAUCCGAUCACUCAAUCCAUUUUAUGAGGUCUGAGACACAUUUAAAGCAGAUACAAAUCUGAUUUCUCAAACUGCUUCAGGAGGUUUUCUGAGACAAAUCUGAAACCGAUACAAAUGCUGUUUUAAACGCACCUAAAAGUGGUUUAAGUGAUCGAAUUUGUAUUGGUUUUAUGUGUGUUUCAGACAACCUCCUGAAGUGGUUUAAGUGAUCCCUUAAUCCGCUUCAGGAGGUUAUCUGAGACAUUUUGAAACGGAUACAAAUCUGAAUGCUCAAUCCACUUCAGGAGGUGGUCUGAGACGCAUUUGAACCAGAUACAAAUUCGAUCACUUAAACCACUUUUAGGUGCGUUUAAAACAGAUACAAGUUAGAUUACUGAAACUACUUCAGAAGAUGUUCUGAGACACAUUGAGACAGGUGUAAGCGGGGGGUUAAAGUCAAUCUGCUCGGUUUACAGUUCUGUCCUCUCAUUGCUUGGUCUUAAGUGUUUCUGCCGGAGAGCUUUUGUUUAAUUUCAUUGCAUAUUUUGUUACAGUUUACUCUGCAGUGAAAUAUUCCCUCGUUGUAAUUCCUGUGUACAAAAAAUGUAAUUACUGCAGUCAAUUGAAGUGCAUUGUAUUUAUAUAGACUAACACUGAGGUUGUAUGUUUUUCUUUGCUUUGAUUACAGGAUAUGUUUCUCUGAUUUCUCCUAAUGAAGCAAAUAGAAAUCCAAACAUGA
This is a messenger RNA of Astyanax mexicanus (Mexican tetra), 4876 nucleotides long. It is a transcript of the gene get3, whose product is annotated as guided entry of tail-anchored proteins factor 3, ATPase. The record is from RefSeq and is a predicted model, not a curated record. The transcript has 7 exons. Gene Ontology annotation, cellular component: GET complex. NCBI's taxonomy places the organism in Eukaryota, Metazoa, Chordata, Actinopteri, Characiformes, Acestrorhamphidae. Gene Ontology annotation, molecular function: ATP binding; ATP hydrolysis activity. The coding region runs from base 53 to 1078 and encodes 341 amino acids. Gene Ontology annotation, biological process: post-translational protein targeting to endoplasmic reticulum membrane.